AUGAAUAAAAUCCAAUAUAAUAAUUCACUUUUAAAUAAAUUAAAUUUAAUUAAUUCGACGGACGGUCCAUUCUUUUGUAUUGAAGUUUCCCCUCCAAAAGAAAUUAAUAAAAUUAAUAAUUUUAUUUCUUCAAUAAAUAAAUUAAUUAAUAACACUUCAACAAAUAAUUCUUUUUUAUUUUUAAGUAUUGUUGCACAUGCUGAAAAUAAUCCAACCGAUCUUUCAUUACCUAAUUCUUCAACUUCAAUUGCCUCAAAAAUAUUAAAUGAAAAUAUUCUUCCUAAAAAUUCUCAUUUAAUUCUUCACAUUACAGGAAAAAGUUUUAUUAAUUUCCCUCACUCAUUUGUUGACAAUUAUUUUACAAAACUUAAACAAUUGGGAAUUAAUAAUUAUUUUGUAUUAAGUGGAGAUUCGCCAAAAAGAGAAAAUUAUAAUUAUUUGAAUUAUAAUUUAGAGAUUUCACCAAAAUCUCCCCAAUUAGAUUCCCUUCAUUUAAUUAAAAGAAUUAAAUCAAAUAAAUUAUCUACCAACAAUUUAUUAACAUUUGCUGUUGCUGGAUAUCCAGAAUGUCAUCCUUUUGCUUAUAACAGAAAUACUGAUAUUUUAUUUUUAAAAAGAAAAAUUUGUGAAGGAAAUGCUAAUUUUGUUAUUUGCCAAUUCUCACUUGAUAGAGCAGAAAAAUUUUUUCAAUUUGUUGCAGAUUGUAGGCAGGCGGGAAUUAAUGUUCAUUUUGUACCUGGAAUUUUACUUUUUCAGGUACAGUAG
Meloidogyne enterolobii is the source of this 765-nucleotide messenger RNA. Lineage: Eukaryota; Metazoa; Nematoda; Chromadorea; Rhabditida; Meloidogynidae. The record is from the annotation of a GenBank genome assembly.